Molecule: messenger RNA, 999 nt
Organism: Lecanosticta acicola
Lineage: Eukaryota; Fungi; Ascomycota; Dothideomycetes; Mycosphaerellales; Mycosphaerellaceae
Source: the annotation of a GenBank genome assembly
AUGACUUCUGUUCAGACACUCACGAUCGAGCGACGCCACACUCUGGGCACCCAACCUGCGGAUUCCAUUGCUCUGCCUGCGCAGAAGAGGCAUUCCAUCGGUACCGACUGGUCCUUCCGAUCCAACCGUGCUACGCAGCGUCGUUCCAAGAACUUCUCCUCGUUGACACCUGUCCCGGAGCAUGCAAAUGCCAGGCCUUCGUUAGCAAGUGGUCGCUCCUUCUUCCUCUCGAGGAAGGCCAGCAGCAAACAACGAGCUCAAUCUGCUUCUACGCUGCCCUCCAUCGACGAAGACACUCUGGCCAAACCCCGAGUCAGAGCCAAAUCUUUCAAUGUCUCUGAAGUUGAAUACACCGAUCCCUCGCAAUCGUCGGAUCCCCAACGCAACCGUCGCUCCAGUUGGGCAAAACGUCUCUCCUGGGUCCCCGGCUGGACUUUCGCCGGGUCUUCUGGCCUCGAUGCAAUCAAAGAGUCCGACACCUCGGGCACGACCACUCCAUUUGCUGAACGCCGCAUGUCCCGCCUCAGCAGCUUCGGCAACGGCGUAGGCAAGAGACUCUCAUCCUUCUCCCAGGCGGCGAGUGACUUCCAAGCCGCUGUCAACGAGCCUUCCCACGAAUCCAACUUCCCCGCUUCUUUCUCCUGGCCCGCCGAGAGCGGCACCAAAAUGACGAUGCCCGUCUACGGGACCGUGGACGCCCUCACCCCAGGCGGAAUGCGGGUCCUCAUGCCUUGCGGUGCUCGCCACGUCAGUUUCGUCAGCAAAGCGUCUAAGAAUGAAGAAAUUCUAGCUCAGGAUUUCGGCUCCAAGUUGAAGAAUGGAGACAUGCUCUGCGAAGAUGCGAAGCUCGGCGAAGGCAGCGGCCUCGCGACGGUCUUGAGAGGCGACAUGCAAGGCUUCUGUUUCCAUUGUACGGUGGUUGGAUUGUUUCCGAUGAAAUUGCUGGGACGAGAGGAGGAUUUGCCGGAGCCUUAUCUGAUGGAUGUCAUGGUGUUUUGA